GAGGCAAUGGAGGGUAAUUCUAAUGGCACUUCAAGUGUGAUGGCUUUUGGAGAGAACAGUAAUGGGAUUUGUCCAAUGAUGAUGAUGAUGCCUUUAAUGACUUCUCAUCAUCCAAUAAAUCCUAAUCACAAUAAUCCUAAUGUAGAUACGAACGGUCUUUUUCUUCCCAUGCCUUGCACUACUAAUAAUCACCACCCUAACCGCGAUAGUAGUGGCAGCUCCUCAAUCAUGCUCCACAAUAACCACAACACCAACAACACUGAGUUAGGGUAUUUCAUGCAGAUCGACCCCAACAACAACAACAACAACAACACCAACGGUGGAAGCUCAUCUUCUUCUUCCACUGUCAAGACCAAGAUCAUGGCCCAUCCUCACUAUCACCGUCUCUUGACUGCUUACGUCAAUUGUCAAAAGGUUGGAGCUCCGCCUGAAGUGGUGGCAAGGUUAGAAGAAGCAUGUGCAUCUGCAGGGACAAUGGCGGGUGAACCAGCUGGGAAAGCCUUCAUCGGUGAGGAUCCUGCGCUGGAUCAGUUCAUGGAGGCUUACUGUGAGAUGCUGAUCAAGUACGAGCAAGAGCUCUCGAAACCUUUCAAGGAAGCCAUGCUCUUCCUUCAAAGGAUCGAGUGCCAGUUCAAAUCUCUUGCAAUUUCUUCUUCGGACUUUGCUGGUAAUGAAGAUACUGAUAGGAAUGGAUCAUAUGAAGAAGGUGUUGAUCUUCAGAAAAACAUAAUAGAUCCUCAGGCAGAGGACCAGGAAUUGAAGGGUCAACUUUUACGCAAGUACAGUGGAUACCUAGGCAGUUUGAAGCAGGAAUUCAUGAAGAAGAGAAAAAAAGGAAAGCUGCCUAAAGAAGCAAGGCAACAAUUACUUGAAUGGUGGAGCAGACAUUACAAAUGGCCUUACCCAUCUGAAUCACAGAAGCUGGCUCUUGCAGAGUCAACAGGUCUGGAUCAGAAGCAAAUUAACAACUGGUUUAUUAAUCAAAGGAAACGGCACUGGAAGCCUUCAGAGGAUAUGCAAUUUGUGGUGGUGGAUCCCAGCCAUCCACAUUAUUAUAUGAACAAUGUUCUGGGAAAUCCUUUUCCCAUGGAUUUCUCCCACACAAUGAUCUGA
Gastrolobium bilobum is the source of this 1113-nucleotide messenger RNA. Its product is annotated as homeobox protein SBH1-like. Gene Ontology annotation, biological process: regulation of DNA-templated transcription. Gene Ontology annotation, cellular component: nucleus. The transcript has 4 exons. The record is from RefSeq and is a predicted model, not a curated record. Lineage: Eukaryota; Viridiplantae; Streptophyta; Magnoliopsida; Fabales; Fabaceae. Gene Ontology annotation, molecular function: DNA-binding transcription factor activity, RNA polymerase II-specific; DNA binding. The coding region runs from base 7 to 1113 and encodes 368 amino acids.